This is a messenger RNA of Beta vulgaris subsp. vulgaris (sugar beet), 1137 nucleotides long. RefSeq lists its product as uncharacterized. The transcript has a single exon. The coding region runs from base 1 to 1137 and encodes 378 amino acids. The record is from RefSeq and is a predicted model, not a curated record. NCBI's taxonomy places the organism in Eukaryota, Viridiplantae, Streptophyta, Magnoliopsida, Caryophyllales, Amaranthaceae.
AUGCUGACGAAGUUGCCUGGAGCACCAACCCCUGUGGCUGAAGAAUCUCCCGAUGGCUAUGCUCAAUCCCCCAUCGUGGAAGAAAUAGCGAGAGCCAGGAUUCCUAAGAAGAUCAAUGUGACCCAGUCUCACAAGCUGUAUGAUGGAGCUGCAGAUCCCUAUGAUCAUGUAGCGCAAUAUAAGCAAAAGAUGUGGACCCUGUCCAUUCCUGAGCAUCUGCUGGAGGCUACCAUGUGCAAGUCCUUCGGGGCCACCUUGUCUGGGCCCGCUCUGCAGUGGCUGAUAAGCCUAAAACCAGGUAGCAUCCAAAAUUUCGCUGCUUUGAUUAACAAAUUUUAUAUGCAGUUUGCCAGUAGCAGGGUUCUAGAGAAGCAUACCGGCGACCUGUAUCGCAUCACCCAGAAGACAAAUGAAGCUGUGAGGCAGUACCUGGAUCGGUUCAACAAGGAGAUGAUCUCAAUCAAGAACCUGGAUGUUCCCACUACUAUUGAAGCAUUCAGGAGAGGACUAACAUAUAAAUCUAGAUUGUAUUAUGAAUUGACCAGGUACCCAUGUGGCACAUUCGAGGAGGUUAGGGCCAGGGCUAUGGCUGAAAUUCGCGUCCAGGAGGACGAAGCGUCUAGGUACGUAAGCGAGCCCAGCUAUGAUCGGAAAUCCCAGAACCAGAAGAAGAUUGAUUGGCGCUACCAGCCAUACCAAAGGCGCGAAAGUAACAAUGUAGCCAGCAAGGCCACAGGUAAAUUAGCUAAUAAUGAUUACCCUUCCAUUGCUUCCUAUUGCUUUAAUGUGGAUGCAGGAGGCGUGGUAAACGCACUCGAAAAGCUGGGGACAACCGCUAGAUGGCCACGCAAGAGCGAUAGACCAGACAGCGAGAAGGAUACCACCAAGUGGUGCAGCUAUCAUGGUGACCAUGGCCAUCGGACGGAAGACUGCAACGCCCUCAAAAAGGAAGUAGCUUGGCUGCUCAAAAAAGGCUACCUCGAGCAUCUGAUGGGAAAGAAAGGGCAGCGAGAAGAUAAAGCUGGCUCUAGCCAGGAGCAGCCACAUCCACCACCUGAGCCCCUACACGAUAAGGUAAUCAAUUCUAUCUCAGGAGGUUCAGAAAUAUGUUGUAACACCCCGAAACUUUGGUGCUAA